Neoarius graeffei (lesser salmon catfish) is the source of this 288-nucleotide messenger RNA. It is a transcript of the gene c7h10orf53, whose product is annotated as chromosome 7 C10orf53 homolog. The transcript has 3 exons. The coding region runs from base 1 to 288 and encodes 95 amino acids. NCBI's taxonomy places the organism in Eukaryota, Metazoa, Chordata, Actinopteri, Siluriformes, Ariidae. The record is from RefSeq and is a predicted model, not a curated record.
AUGUCUUCACUGGUUACUAUUCGAUAUGGCCCUUACGAAUCAUGUGGAGUUGUGGAUCACAAGACUUUCCGCCUGAAAGGCCUGCAAGCGGUUCUGAGAGACUGCAGCUAUGUGUGUGUUCUUGAGGAAGCACCUGACUGGAACCACGUGGAGCUGAUGUUUCAUGGAGAAAGCGUCUAUCAGUGCGACAUCAGGAAACUGGAGUUUGGUGGUGAUGGGCAGCUUGAUCCACUGUGUCAAGAGGCCAUAGAAGCAGUAAGGAAUGCACCCCAACAACAGCAAAUAUGA